Impatiens glandulifera is the source of this 1460-nucleotide messenger RNA. Its product is annotated as cyclin-D3-1-like. Bases 162 to 1280 code for a protein of 372 amino acids. Gene Ontology annotation, biological process: regulation of cyclin-dependent protein serine/threonine kinase activity; mitotic cell cycle phase transition. The record is from RefSeq and is a predicted model, not a curated record. The transcript is spliced from 3 exons. Gene Ontology annotation, molecular function: cyclin-dependent protein serine/threonine kinase regulator activity. Lineage: Eukaryota; Viridiplantae; Streptophyta; Magnoliopsida; Ericales; Balsaminaceae. Gene Ontology annotation, cellular component: cytoplasm; nucleus; cyclin-dependent protein kinase holoenzyme complex.
ACAAGCGUGAAACCCACUCUGAUAAAAUCUCCUUCUUUUUCAUUCUGUUUUUGAGGAUAGUGAGUCUUUCUUUCUUUCUUUCAAUCCCUUUUUAGAGAGAAAGAGAAAGAGAUAGAGAGGUAUGGUUUGUGUGAGAAUGAGGUCCACUUUUCUUUUCUCUUAUGCAUGAUGAACAAGACAGUACUCCAGCUGCUUCUUCUAGGAAGAAGAUGGCAAUACAACUAUAUGAGCAUUCUCAGACAGAACAGCAGGCCCAAUCUUUCUUGUGCGACACUCUGUAUUGUGAAGAAGAAGGGAAAUGGGAGGAAGAAGAAGGAGAAGGUGUAAAUGUAAAUGUAAUAGUAGAGGGAGAAAAAGAUCUAUCCUCCUCUGUUUCGCAACAUGAUUUGUUUUGGGAAGAUGAAGAGCUUGUCUAUCUCUUCUCAAAAGAGGUGGAGACUGACCACAUCAAUAAUGGUUCGGACCCAGAUUUCAUUCUUGGACGAGGAGAAGCUAUUGAAUGGAUUCUUAAAGUAGUUGGUCAUUAUGGAUUUACACCACUUACUACCAUUCUCUCCAUUAAUUAUCUAAAUAGGUUUCUUCUGGGCCUCCAGUUUCAAAGAGAGGAGAACCCAUGGAUGACGCAGCUUGUUGCUGUAGCUUGCCUUUCUCUAGCUGCAAAAGUUGAAGAGACCCAAGUGCCAUUUCUCUUAGAUCUCCAGGUGGGAGAUGCAGAGUUCUUAUUUGAUGCGAAAACUGUGCUGAAAAUGGAGCUUUUGGUUCUGUCCACUCUUCAAUGGAGGAUGAAUCCCGUGACUCCAUUCUCUUUUCUUGAUCACAUAAUGAGGAGAUUGUGGUUGCAGAAUGGUCUACAAUGGGAUUUUCGCAGACGAUGCGAGCGCCUUCUUGUCUCCGUUGUUUCUGAUUGGAAAUCUUUGAGUUAUAAGCCAUCUGUAUUGGCUGCUGCGACAAUGCUAGAGGUUAUUCAUGAUCAAUUUGAGCCGUGGAAGGCAGUUGAAUAUCAAGAACAGCUUCUGGCCGGUGUUCUCAAGAUCAGCCAGGAUGAAGUGAAUGAUUGUUGGGAGUUGAUAAGGACAAUAUUGCAGUCAAACUUGUUGCAGAAGAAGCGGAAGCAUGAUUAUGAAGAACAACAAGAACAUAUAGUACUACCAGCAAGCCCAAAUGGGGUAAUUGAUGCAGCUGUUGUAACUUGUGAUGAUAACUCUAAUGAUUCAUGGGAAGCAGUUGUUGAUUCAUCAUCAUCAUCAGUUCCAUUCGUUAAGAAGAGAAAGAACAAGUAAUUAAGGAAUCAAUCUCAAUUUAAUUAAUCUCUCUGUCUGUCUGAACAAUGGAAAACUCUCUAGGUAGUUGUUUGAGAAGCUUAAUUAUUAUUAUUAUUAUGAUGAUUAUGGUUAUGAUUAAUGUUAUUAUGGCGCACGAGUUGUUCAAUCAUCCAGUCUGUUCAGUUUGGCAUACAGAAA